Cladocopium goreaui is the source of this 2616-nucleotide messenger RNA. The record is from the annotation of a GenBank genome assembly. NCBI's taxonomy places the organism in Eukaryota, Dinophyceae, Suessiales, Symbiodiniaceae.
AUGGCAGCAGCAGGUGAGAAGAGAUUGUCCCAAGGUGUCCUCAACAGAGCUGACUUGCAGUUGGGCGUCCAAGCCUUCUUGCGGUGGGAUCCAGCACUCAAGGAGAAGAGCGCGUUCGAAAUGGAAAAUGCUCGUGAGGCUUUGAUUUUUUGCCAGCCUUUCUUCAAGGAAGACCGCACCAGGUCAUGUGCGCUUGCCUGUGCCAUCAUGUUUUUGACCAUCCUUCAGAUGACGCUGGACCGCCCUGGCACAGAGCCCACAGACUGUACAUGGACCGCUCACCUUUACACCAGGUCUGGACAAAUCCAGCCUAUGCAAGAGAAGAUCGAGAAAUGUCCAGCUUUGAUAUCGCGCGACUUGCUUGCAGGAAAGGUUGGUGAGUUGGAUAGCGCUGCUUCUUUUCUUUUGGGUGCCAUCAACGCCAUGCCUCAUGACCUGCUGCCCCAGGCGCCGCAUUUCGAAGGCUGUUUCGCUUGCCUGGACGACUUGUUGGUGCAUAUGAAGUCAUCCCGAGUGUCAGAAGGCAGCUUCUCCUUGGUGGCUCCUUCAACUCGGGCCUUCAACGAGAACGCAUCUCGUUCUCGUUCUGGGAGUGGAGAAGAAGCUAGUGGUGCUGUGGUUGAAGGUACUGACCCCGAGCGAGCUUCUUCCAGCAGGGCAAGUCAGACCUGGCUCGAGCGUGAGAUCAUCUGCGACGAGAUUGCGGAGUUCAUCAAGCGCUGCCUGGGGGGCGACCACCGUGGGAGCUCAGGACGAGAUCGGAUCCAAUUGCCCAGCAAGAUCUGGCUGGUCUUCAAGGAUUACGAGGGAUUGGAGUAUCGGCCUGUAAGAGUGUGCCGAACUUGGGCUGCUUGCAAAGAGCUUGUGAAAAAGGCUGGAUCCGCAGGCUUGUCGAGUUGCAGGGCGAUCCGGAGUGGGCUGGCCCGUUGGGCGUUAGAGAUGGCUGCGGUGGAAGGUGACUCUGCCGAAGAAGCGGAGCUUGCAGAGCCUGGCGAAGCCCUGGCUAAUCGACCUUUUGUGGCACUGCCAGACGGCAGCGCUGAGUUCCAAUACGAUCUAUGGACGCUCAAAGUGGCCUCCGGAGCUUCAAUUCAGUGCAUUUUAGUGAGCCGUGUGGCCGAUGGCCGCUAUCUGGCAGCUUUCCCUCAUCAGGUGUGGCAUCGCACGGUGUCGAAACGAACCUUGCCUCCGAUCCUGAGCAAGCCUACGUUGAUAGAGGUGGUUUGCGCCUCGGUGGAAGACAUGACCCGGGAGCUGGCGUUUUACAUGAAGGUUUGGGUUGGCUACAUCACUGCGGAGACCUUUGGCGAGAUGGUGGAGAGCGAUGGGUAUCUUCCCUUCGCCCCUGCUUUGAGGGAAGCUCUGGAAGAGCGCUUCUCCUUUCUGAGCGCAGAGAGUGGGCGAGGAGGAGAAGAUGGUUCAGCCGCUCUGGGAGACGCAGCUGGUGCCUUGGGCCCGCGAGUGUCGCGGCUGGAGGAUCUCUUGGGGAAGAUGUCGGUGAGCUUGGAGACCGUGCUGGAGAAGGUGAGUUCUGGUUCGUCAAAGCCCUCGACCCCGAAGGUGCAGUUUGCCGCAAAACCCAAGGUGAUCCCUGGAGCCCAUCUACAAGACGGUGCUGCCAAGUUUCCUUCUUUAGACCCAAGUGUUGUUGCCUCUGUGCUGUCUGCAGGAGUUCCAGAGGAGAACUUGCGAGAAAUGGAACGUCUGAUGGGUGCCUCCUCAAAAGGAAAGAAACUUCGAGAGCCUGCUUUGAGGAAGCCUGCGAGAAAGGUGACCGACACUGUCCUUUCAGAAAGCGAGGACGAAAUCGAAGAGGCAGACUCUGGCUCUCCUACAACUGGGGAUCAAGAGCCCGGGACUAUGGAAGGGGCCCUGAACAAGCUGACGGAGCUGGUGACGCUUCUCAGUGCAGACAAGAUCAAGAGGGCAAAAUCCUCCAAGGUGGACAUUGCCCUCGAGAACCUGGGAGGGAACACUGGGGCAGACAGCUCCACAGGUUCCACUGGCAAGCGAGCUGCGGCAGCUCGCAGAGCGCUGAGAUUGGCUUUGCAGGAAGCACCGGAAGACAUCAGCAACGUCAUCGAGAAGCUCAUGUUAGAGGACCUGACUUUGCAGACAGUGAUGCCGGGUAUGCCGAAGAAGGACUUCAACGCCCGAGCUUGGGUGGAGCAUCGGAGCCGUAUCGGCGCCUACAAGAGCUCUGCUUACCUUGCAUGGUCGGCAGCUGGGGUUUUGGACGACCUGGUGAAUGGCAGGGUGGCCCAUGCGAGAGCUCGCUCUUGCCUGAUGCUGGUGAUGAUCGACCAGGUUGCUAUCGACAGGGGCAACUGGGCGCUGGGUGCGGAGCUUAUGCUCGAGCAAGGGCCUCCAUUGUCUGCAUUGGCGUCCCAUACGUUGCCGUCCAUUUCAGACGGAGAAAGCCCUUUCAGCAAGAUCCUGGACGCAAGGUGGGCCGAAGUCAUGCUGUCCCACCUGAAGGACGCGGAGGACUAUGUGCAGAAGCGCAAGGCCCUGGGAAAGAAGAGCACCGAGGAGACCGAGAAGGACACCGGCCGACCGAAGCCGAAACCGAAGUCAAAAGGGAAAAGCCAGAGCGAAGCGGCCGAGACGGCCUGA